AUGUAUGAUGAGAAACUAGAGGAGAAAAGAGUCUUGGUGAGUCUGAUAAAACAACAAGCGAAUCAUAGAUUUUGGUUAGGAGAUAUAGACACCACGAUUGUGGAAUACACAGAUGAUGUAAAAUUAUGUCCACUAAAACUAAAGAAAGAGAGGAUUGUACUUUAUAGUAAUAGAGCCCAGUGUUAUUUACUGCUUAAUAAUCCAGAUGGCGCCAUUAGUGAUGCUACCAUAGCUCUUUCAAUCGUAAAACCUGUCAAUUCUCAUGACAAAAGACUUUGGAGAAGAUCACAAGCUUACUACAUGAAAGGGUUGGCUAAAGAGAGCUUGAUGGACUGUUUCAUGUUCAUUAGCUUCGUUACUGUCGACAAGAAAAAGCAUGCGAAAAUCGCUUACUAUGCAGUGCAUAUGAUCAAGAAACUGAUGGAUUCUAUAUGGUUUUUCGCGUCUGCCAAAUCAAAAUUAUCAAACAAUGGGAGCUCAUUUAUCGAUCAGGGAAGAAGCAAAGAAGAACUCAUAAGCAAUGAAUGA
Lactuca virosa is the source of this 528-nucleotide messenger RNA. The record is from the annotation of a GenBank genome assembly. NCBI's taxonomy places the organism in Eukaryota, Viridiplantae, Streptophyta, Magnoliopsida, Asterales, Asteraceae.